UUAGGUUAUAGAAAGCAGAUGCAAAAACCUAGACAGAACAACAAGGCGGAGAUAACCACCGAGGAAGUUCUGAAGAAAGCUGAUUUCAGGAAUGUUCGAUUCCUUGCACAGUUCAUCACCGAAGCUGGGAUCCUUGUUAAGAGGAAGCAGACUGGCAUCAGUGCAAAGGCACAAAGAAAGAUUGCUAGAGAGAUCAAGACGGCCCGUGCAUUUGGGCUGAUGCCCUUCACAACAAUGGGUACCAAGGCAUUCACAUUUGAAACCAUGGAGAACAGAGACCAAGAUUUCGAGUAUGAAGUGGUUGACGAUGAUGAUGAGUAUGACAAUGCAGCUGAGUGAGAUUUGUUCCACUCUCUUCUGCUUUCUAAAUCUUUGGCCUAACUAGCUGGUCUAGUU
Molecule: messenger RNA, 396 nt
Organism: Raphanus sativus (radish)
Lineage: Eukaryota; Viridiplantae; Streptophyta; Magnoliopsida; Brassicales; Brassicaceae
Product: 30S ribosomal protein S18, chloroplastic-like
Biological process (GO): translation
Cellular component (GO): ribosome; mitochondrial small ribosomal subunit
Molecular function (GO): small ribosomal subunit rRNA binding; structural constituent of ribosome
Source: RefSeq, a predicted model, not a curated record